Molecule: messenger RNA, 1359 nt
Organism: Telopea speciosissima
Lineage: Eukaryota; Viridiplantae; Streptophyta; Magnoliopsida; Proteales; Proteaceae
Product: probable pectate lyase 8
Exons: 7
Coding region: 8-1339 (443 amino acids)
Molecular function (GO): pectate lyase activity
Source: RefSeq, a predicted model, not a curated record
AACGACAAUGGCGGUUUCUCUGAGGUGGUUUUCUCUGGGUUUUGUUCUGCUGCUGUUGUUCGUCGCGGUAAUGGCAGGAGUGAGAGAGGCGGUUUCAGAUGCGAGGAUUAUAGAAGCGGAGCAUUCGCAGAGCUCAAAGAACUCAUCAUUAGCCGGGAGGUUGGAUGAGGUUGAUGAACUGAAUGAACAUGCCGUCGACAAUCCGGAGGAAGUCGCUUCCAUGGUGGAGAUGACCAUACGCAACAGCACCGAAAGGAGGAACCUGGGUUACCUUUCCUGUGGCACAGGGAAUCCCAUUGAUGACUGCUGGCGCUGUGACCCAAACUGGCAACAACACCGCAAGCGCCUCGCUGACUGUGGCAUAGGAUUUGGGCGAAAUGCAGUCGGUGGUCGUGAAGGCCGCUUCUACGUGGUCACCGAUCCUGGUGAUGACGACGCAGUCAACCCUCGACCUGGCACCCUCCGCCAUGCUGUCAUCCAGGAAGAGCCCCUGUGGAUCGUGUUCAAGCGGGACAUGGUUAUCACUCUCAAGCAAGAGCUCUUAAUGAAUAGCUUCAAGACCAUAGAUGGCCGUGGUGUCAACGUCCAUAUUGCCAAUGGGGCUUGUAUCACUAUCCAGUAUGUCACCAACAUUAUCAUCCAUGGUCUACAUAUUCACGACUGCAAGUCCACUGGCAAUGCCAUGGUCCGGAGCUCCCCAAGUCAUUACGGCUGGAGGACAAUGGCUGACGGUGAUGGCGUCUCCCUCUUUGGAGCUAGCCAUGUCUGGGUUGAUCACAACUCUAUCUCUAAAUGCGCUGAUGGCCUCAUUGAUGCUAUUAUGGGCUCGACGGCCAUCACCAUCUCUAAUAACCACUUCGCCCACCAUAAUGAGGUAAUGCUUUUGGGUCAUAGUGACUCCUACACAAACGACAAGCAGAUGCAAGUGACCAUCGCUUAUAACCAUUUCGGAGAAGGUCUCAUUCAGAGGAUGCCAAGGUGUAGGCAUGGGUAUUUCCAUGUGGUGAACAACGAUUAUACUCAUUGGGAAAUGUAUGCAAUUGGAGGAAGUGCGAACCCAACCAUCAACAGUCAAGGCAACAGAUACCUUGCCCCAACCAACCCUUUUGCCAAGGAGGUGACAAAGAGGGUGAAUACAGCGGAAGGUAUGUGGACGGGUUGGAACUGGAGGUCGGAAGGGGACAUGAUGUUGAACGGAGCCUACUUUACCCCAUCUGGCGCUGGGGCUUCAGCCAACUAUGCAAAGGCUUCAAGCCUUUCAGCCAAGUCUUCUUCCAUGGUGGGCUCCAUGACAUCUGGUGCUGGCCCUCUCAGCUGCCGCAGGGGCCGUGAGUGCUAGCUAGUUAACCUCUCAAUCCA